Ustilaginoidea virens is the source of this 1011-nucleotide messenger RNA. RefSeq lists its product as uncharacterized. Lineage: Eukaryota; Fungi; Ascomycota; Sordariomycetes; Hypocreales; Clavicipitaceae. The transcript is spliced from 2 exons. Bases 1 to 1011 code for a protein of 336 amino acids. The record is from RefSeq and is a predicted model, not a curated record.
AUGGGCACCAGGGAAACCGGAAAAGCUGGCUCUUGGUACGUGGCCUCCCCCGAGGCUCUCUCGGCCGAGCUGGAUGGCUACCUGUCAGAGGUUCCCGACACCAUAGACGGCUCGUCGCUCCCCAUUCCCGGAGCCCGAAUCAUCAUUGCACCCCACGCAGGGUACACGUAUUCGGGCCCAUGCGCCGCCUGGGCGUAUAAAGUCCUGGACCUCAGCAAAGCCAAACGCGUGUUUAUCCUUGGCCCAUCCCACACGUACUACCUCGACGGGUGCGCCGUGACAACGUACGCCAAAUACGCCACUCCCUUCGGCGACCUGACUGUCGAUGUCGACGUGCUUCGGAGGGUCAAAGAAGCCGGGCACAUGGGCAACAUCCCCCGGUCCAAGGACUCGGCCGAGCAUUCCCUGGAAAUGCACCUGCCGUUCCUCUACAAGCGGUGCGAGCAGACGUUUGGCUCGCCCGAAAAGUUCCCCGCCGUGGUCCCCAUCCUCGUCGGCGACAACGGCCGAGAAAGGGAGAAGGACGUUGGCAGCAUCUUGGCAGCGUACCUGAGGGACGAGGAGAACGCCUUUAUUGUUUCCUCGGAUUUCUGCCACUGGGGCGCACACUUUCAGUACAUGGUGUACGCGCCCCAGAAUGACCUGUCCCGGUUGGUUCACUUGCGCAGGUCAGAAGAUAGGCCGACCGGACCACCGAUUCACGAAACCAUCAAGCUACUCGACGAGGCAGCCAUGGACGCCGUCAAGAGCGGAAGUCACGACGCCUUUGUCGACAAUCUCGGGAAAACAAAGAAUACAGUCUGCGGUCGACAUCCCAUCGGAGUAGCCAUGGCAGCUCUGGAGAUUCUCGCAGCCGGGCAAGCCGGGCAAGCCGGGCAAGCCGGGCAAGCUGGGCAAGUCGACGACGAGGACAAGUGCCGGUUCAAGAUUACGCAGUAUCAACGCAGCAACUUGGUGGACUCGCCCAGCGACUUUAGCGUCAGCUACGUUUCGGCAUAUGCCGUCUUGUGA